Messenger RNA from Acaromyces ingoldii, 1482 nucleotides. RefSeq lists its product as hypothetical. The coding region runs from base 1 to 1482 and encodes 493 amino acids. NCBI's taxonomy places the organism in Eukaryota, Fungi, Basidiomycota, Exobasidiomycetes, Exobasidiales, Cryptobasidiaceae. The record is from RefSeq and is a predicted model, not a curated record. Gene Ontology annotation, biological process: lipid metabolic process. The transcript has 9 exons.
AUGGAAAAGAUCUCACAGUCUGCCGAGCGGCUCGCCAGCACUCCUACUCACUCCCGACUUGGCUUCAAGCUUCUCGAGAAAGACCCGGUGCUCGAGCUGGCGCGCAAGCUCGGCUUCAAGGUGACCGAGUUCGACCUGCCCCCCUAUCCCGUGGAACGGCUACUGGGCGAGGGAAGCCUGCUGAUGGCAUUUAUGCUCUCAUCGACGCUCGUUUGCUACUUGCUCUACCACUACGUCAACAAGAAUGCGCUUCUGCGCCACGCCUGCAUCGGCGGAAUGGUUUCGGCCCUCAUCGCCUGGCCCGUCGUCACGGGCCAGAGCGGCAUCAUGCUUCUUGACUUCUGGAAGCCUGCCCUGGGCUUCCGCUCCUGCCUCCUCGUCUGGGACAUUUUCCAGAUCCGCACACGUGAAGAGGUGCAAUCAUGGAACUUUGCCCGCUUCUUUUGCCACCUCUGGGCCUUUCCCCUGGAGGAAGAGGAGAUCGCCGAGCGAGACCGCGACGAGGGCUUUCACCGGAGCGCGCGCGUGCAGAAUGCAAAGGGCCUUCCAAAGGUUCUCAUCGAGGGCAUCGUGCUGCUCUUGACCCUCUACAUCGUCCCUCCCUAUGAGUUGACAAAGAACAUGAGCCAGCUGGCCUACCACUGCUACUGCGACGCCCUCGGUCUUUCGAUCCUCAUGGCUCUCGCCCUCUUUGGCGACGGUCUGCUAAAGACCAUCGGCAUCUUCUGCAACGUGGAGAUGGCCGAUAUGUUCGAGAAUCCGCUAGGAACCGUCAACAUUCGCCUGUUCUGGUCGCACUGGAAUCGUGCCAUUGCCACGGUCCUUCAUCGCGUCGUCUUUGGCGGCGGCCGUCAGACACCAUCUAGCGUCAAGGCAAAGCAGCGCAAGGAGAAGCAGGAGAAGAAGGACCGCGUGGCGCAGCUCCAGCAGCAGCAGCGCAAUCGCAAGCACCUCGACCAUCUCUCCGAGACCGAGGCCGAGGCGAGCAAGACAGAUGACGAAGACGAGCAUAGGCUGCGCAGAAACGGCCUCAAGCCAUUGACGAGCACGGCCAAUGGAGCAAAGGACAACGGCGGUCAGCAACAACAGAAAAAGAGCUCCUCCAACAAGCCCAAGUCCUCUUUUCUGCCCAAAGCUCUUGCUGCCAUUGCUACGUUUGCCAUGAGCGGCAUCUUCCACGAGUGGAUCACGCUCCAGACGCUCAACUACGCUGGGGGCGAAAACUUUGUCUUUUUCCUUCUCAACGGGGUGGCCACCGUCACCUCGACUUGGUUCCGACGCACGUUCCCCGAGGCCAACGCAAAGAUUCCUACCUUGGUCGCCGUGCUGCUCCUUCACCUAUUUUUCCUAACCGUCAUCCCCCUCUUCUGCGCACCCUUUAUUCGAAGCGGCUUCUUCGUCCAGAUGCAGUCCUUGCGCUACGAGCUCUUGCCCGUUCGCGCACACCCUCGAGGCAGCUUCAUCUGGUUGUUUGGACAGUGA